Molecule: messenger RNA, 2145 nt
Organism: Lizanozyma spartinae
Lineage: Eukaryota; Fungi; Ascomycota; Pichiomycetes; Serinales; Debaryomycetaceae
Gene: TCO89
Product: Tco89p
Exons: 1
Coding region: 1-2145 (714 amino acids)
Biological process (GO): TOR signaling
Cellular component (GO): TORC1 complex; fungal-type vacuole membrane
Source: RefSeq, a predicted model, not a curated record
AUGUCAAACCCGACACUAUCACAAAGACGGUCCAAGACCAAGGGCCAGACGGGUUCUUAUUCCAUGACAGUUGGAAGUGCUAAUAUUGCCAAUAAUGCUAGUAAUGAAGCACACGGCUCUAGCUCUAGACCGUCAUUAAACCGGUCAAGAUCUUCCGACGGAAUAGCCAGACCCAAAGGUUCAGGGAUCAGACGAAAUCAUAAGUCGUUGACCAAGUUAUCGUCUGGUCUCCAGCCCCUCACCAAGACGCAAUCUAAUCCAAUACUUCGGACGAGUAAGUCCAACUCGUCGCUCCAUCGGAACGGGAGUGGGACGCUUCAACCGCUCAGCGGUCUUAAGAGCAACGCAAAGAGGAAAGCCAUCUUGAAGUUGAACGAUGACGAGAACGACGACGAAUACGAAGACGUUGAUAACGGUACCAGUACCGGUAACGGCAAUGGCAAUGACAUGUCGUCUAAUGACGAAGGAUACAAUCUCCAGGAUGCAACUGACACGUUAUCAAGAAUAAGUGAAGCUGCGUCUACUGGCGUUCCAAAGCUUCAAGACGACAACGACAAUUCACUGUCGAGUGAGUUUAUCUCCACACAGAGCUCUACUGACGACUUUAACUCCAACAAGAAUAACCUUUAUGGAGGCUCGCUUUUACUUUCCCAAUCCACAGGUUUACUCAAGAAGCUCGAACCCAAGCCCAUAGUCCCCAAUGAAGGUGGGGGAAAAGAGCAGUCCAGCACCAAUGACUCUUCGUUUGAAUACGGAAGUGUUAGUGGGAUUUCAUUCAAGGCAAACCCUAUCACCACCACAGUUGCUGCGCCAGAAACCAACAAAACCAACUCUUACCAACCCAAUCAGACCAUCAUCAACAACUUGAAACGAACAAACUCCCAGUACAAGAAGCAACAGCAACAAUCUCAACAAUAUCAGCAACAGCAGCAUGUUCAAGAAGGAGGAGCCCCAAGACCACAGCCGGUUGUAGGGGGUCAUGUUUCUGAUUUCAACUUGAAUGGAGGUGCCAAUGAUUUUCAGGACUUCUUAAAGAGUGAUGAUACCAACGUCAAUAAUAGUAAUAACGUUACAGGAACAAGAACGCAACAGAAGCUAUGGCUCCAAAGAGAAAACUCGUUAAUGGAUGUGUACAACACUACUAACCCCAAUAAUACCAACUUUAUGAACUUGAAUAGUUUCAGCAGCUCAUCGUUCCGGAAUAACCCCAACUUGUCCACGCUUUCACUCAGUAACCUCAUGUUUUCACACCAAAGCACAGCCAAUUUGGCCUCCGUCAACGUUAAUAGCAACAACCAAAAUGAAGUGUUCAGAGGAGGCCCGUCCUCCAACAACAGCAAUAGUAAUAAUACUGCUAGUCACGGCCAACUACCAACACCUGGUGGCCGACAUCACGACAACGAUAUAUAUACUGGAGCGAGCUCGUCUUCUCAACCAUCUACUCCAGGACUGUUACAAAGCAACCCUAACAGUGUCAACGGGCUUUUACAGAUGCUACAGAAUAACAGCAUCACCAACUCCAUACAUGCCCGAACUGAGUUUGAAAGGAUGAACAGAGAGUACUUGAACGUGAGAAGACACCUUAACCCCAUUGGGGAGGGCCUCAAGCGGAUGGAAACGAUUAACGAGAGUAACGGGGACAUCAAAGUCACCAAAAGAACACAGAGAAACAACGUGGGUGGUGCAUCGUCGUCGUUACUUUCCAAAAGCACAGCAGCCAAUAGCAAGAAGUUUCUACAAUUUUCCCCUGUGUUCAAUGAAGAUGAGGCUUCCAAAUUGGUGAACAAGCUCUGGCAAGAAGCUUUGAUAUCGAAUCUGCAUACUGCCCAGCAGCAGCAGCAGCAACAACAGCAACAACAGCAGCAGCAGCAACAGCAGCAGCAACAACAGCAACAACAGCAGCAGCAGCAACAGCAACAGCAGCAACAGCAACAGCAGCAACAGCAACAGCAGCAACAACAACUACAGCAUCAACCGGGUGCUUACAAUGUCCAGGACCAAAGAGGCAUCAGACCAAAUGGAUAUCGAUAUCAGCAGCUUCUGCAACAGCAACAGCAGCAGCCAGCACCAAUGACCAGGAAACUCAUUUCUGCGGCCGCCCAGGCCCAGGCCCAGUUCAAAAGAAGCGAAAUAUCGUUAUCGUAG